UGGAGCGCUUAGGAGGGAGUGUUGCUGACACAACAUCAUCAUCAUCGUCAUCACCAUUAUCUUCAGUUGCAGGAAGGUGCCGAGAUCUGAAAGCACGCGGGCAGCACGCAGAGGUCACUGUGCGGCCCUGCAGAGGGUCACCCCUGGGGGAUCGCCCUCUUGACCCCUCAUGGGACAGGGACAGGGACAGGAGAGGAGGGGGCGUCUCCGUACGAAAGCGGCAUCUACGGGCGGGGCUCGCGCGCGGAGCGGCAUUCCAUAGCACAAGCCCUGGGGGGUGCGGGGUGGGGGGCGGAGACGGGUAGGAGGAGUGUGCGCGCGAGGGGCCGAGGGGGCGACGCGGGAGCCGCUCAUUCAGUCACUGUAUCGCUGAGCGCCGAACUCUGCGGGUCUCGCAGCGCGGCAGCUCCGUCCGCUCCGUCGCUGUGUGUGUGUGUGUGUGUGUGUGCGCGCGCGCGCGGGGGUCUGCGGUGUGCAUCUGCGGGUGUGUGUGUGUGCCAGCAGCCCGGAGCAGUGCCACAGCCACGCCACGGUCCACGCGACCACCGCGAGAGAGGAGCGCACCGGAACCCAAGUGUCCGCGACACGAGCGUCGCCGUGGCGACCGAGCGCACUGUUUUCAGAGGCUGAACUGUGCGGAGAAGCUGUGCCUGUCCUUCUCUGCGACGAGAACCUACAGCAGGACAUACUUGCAAGGGCUCGGCACCGGGUUGCGUGGGUAUGUGCAGCUGCGCUGAACCCAGAACCGACAGGUGUGCAAAGUCCCGAAGCAGGAUGAUAGUAGUGUUUGCUUGGAUUGCGAGGCUCAAUUUAUCUUCGGUGGUGUGAGAAGUGGAGCAGGAGAAGAGCACCUGACCGUCUGGAAUAAUUCCAGUUUCGACGGCGAUAAAGAGAGCGACCUUGGCCAAGAGGAUUCGACUCCUCCCAUGUCUCAUUCCCCUGUCCAUGCCAACACGAUGCCUAAACAAGUCGAGGUGAGGAUGCACGAGAGCCAGCUGGACCCCAUCGACACCCCCGCGGAGCCCAUGUGUGCGGGUCUCUGCCAGAAGCUGUUGAAGAACUUGCUGCUCACACUCACCGUCUUAGGUGUGAUUCUGGGGUCCGUGGCAGGGAUGCUCCUGCGCUUUGCCUCACCCCUCAAUCCUGAUGUCAUCAUGGUCAUCGCCUUCCCAGGAGACAUUCUGAUGAGGAUGCUGAAGAUGCUCAUCCUGCCUCUCAUCAUCUCCAGCUUAAUCACAGGAUUGGCAGGAUUAGAUGCCAAGUCCAGUGGGCGACUUGGCACAAGGGCCAUGGUCUACUACAUGUCCACCACCAUCAUCGCGGCUGUACUGGGUGUCAUCCUGGUACUCCUCAUCCACCCGGGAAACCCAAAGCUGAAGGCGCGACUAGGGGAGGGUAAUAAGAAUGACGAGGUGUCCAGCUUGGAUGCCUUCUUUGACCUCAUCAGAAAUCUCUUCCCAGAGAAUCUGGUGCAGGCUUGCUUCCAGCAGAUUCAAACCGUGUCAAAGAAGGUGGAGCAGAUCCCCGAUUACACGGAUGAGGUGAACUCCACUGUGGAUGACUUCCUGCUUGGCAGCACUAAGAAGCCACCGGAGCCUGUCUUUGUCAUCAAGAAAUCGCUUCAAUUCAAGAGUGGGAUGAACGUAUUAGGACUCAUUGGAUUCUUCAUCGCCUUUGGCAUCUGCAUGGGGAAGAUGGGCGAGAAGGCCAAGCUGAUGCUGGAAUUCUUCAACAUUCUCAAUGAGAUUGUCAUGAGGCUGGUCACCAUGAUCAUGUGGUACUCUCCCCUGGGUAUUGCAUGCCUGAUCUGUGGGAAGAUCAUCUCCAUCAAAGAUUUGGAGGUGGUGGCAAAGCAGCUGGGCAUGUACAUGGUCACAGUCGUGGUGGGCCUCAUCAUCCACGGUGGGAUCUUCCUACCGCUUAUCUACUUCGCCGUCGUCCGGAAAAACCCCUUCACCUUUUUCAUGGGCAUCUUCCAGGCGUGGAUUACUGCCCUGGGCACUGCCUCCAGCGCCGGCACUCUGCCCGUGACCUUCCGCUGCCUGGAGGAGAACCUGGGGAUUGACAAGCGCGUGACUCGCUUCGUGCUCCCGGUCGGUGCGACCAUCAAUAUGGACGGAACCGCGCUCUACGAGGCUGUGGCGGCCAUCUUCAUCGCGCAGAUGAACGGGAUCUACUUAGACGCGGGGCAGAUCGUCACGGUCAGUCUAACAGCCACUCUGGCCAGUGUUGGGGCGGCCAGCAUUCCCAGUGCCGGACUGGUGACCAUGCUUCUGAUUCUGACUGCAGUGGGGCUCCCGACACAGGACAUCAGCCUGCUGGUGGCGGUGGACUGGCUGCUGGACCGCUUCCGCACCUCAGUCAACGUGGUGGGAGACUCCUUCGGUGCCGGGAUUGUCUACCACCUGUCCAAGGAGGAGCUGGACCAGCUGGACGCCCAGCAGGGCAAGCUGGAGGACAUAGAGAUGGAGAAGACGCAGUCCUACUAUGAGGACCUCAAGAACCACCAGGAGAACAACACGAACCAGUGCGUGUACGCGGCCCACAACUCGGUGCACGUGGACGACUGCAAGGUGUCUCUGGCUACCAACGGUUCCCCUGCCGAAUUCGCUCUGGUUGAGGAGGAACCCUGGCGACUGGAAUAGAGGAGCGCGGCGGUCCGAGCUCCGCCUUGUCCUCGGUUCCGCAAGCUUUCCUAGCGGGACAAAGGAGAACAUCCGUACUGACGACUGGCUCUGUAGACGUUUCUCUAGAACUUUUCGACCUUUUUUAAACGGACCGACUCUGACCGGCUGAAACAACUAACCGUAACUGACCAAGAAACCGCAAGCAAACACCUCGACCGCCUCUGUGAGCGCUGAGGAAGUGGUCAAUGGAGACCAGAAACAUCAUGAUCGCUGGACACCUUUCUGCCGAGAGCUCAUGGGGGAAGGGGGAAGGGAGAAGGGGGGAGGGGGGUCAGUCAUUAUGGAGUUAUUUAAAAUGAUGUAAAACAGCUGGCGGGAGAGGGGAAAUGUGCGUGCGGACAAAGACGGACAUGUGGGCGGGGCCAAGUGGGACCACCUGCAUGGUCUCGCCAAAGACUAAUGGCUUUGCUCAGGGGCAGCCCUUGUACCAUGUUUCACCUCAUGACUGGAAAGGGGAACCGCGUUCUCUCUCCUCGUGGCUCUGACACCUUUUACCUCGAAUACACAGCCUGCUGCUCUCAGAUUCACGACGGAGAAACGGACCCGGAGCAACCGGGAUGGGCGGGGCAGAGGGUAGGGGAGGGGUGGAUGGGAGAGGGCAUGACCUUCCGGAGCAGAGCCAGCUCUCAAAGUAAAAGCACAAGCCCAGCGGAGGUGGAAACCCCAGGUUCACAGGGUCAUUCAUAUCCUCAGGUAUGGUGGGUGGGGUUGAGGAAGGGGGCGGAGCCUUUCAUCCAGCAGCUCCUGCAUUUCAGGAGCAAAACAACGAGUAGCCGCCGCGUCUCCCACCCUCUCUUACCGAUCAGAACUUCUUCUGAUGGAAAUAGUCGAACUGAAGCAGGAUCUGUAGACCUACCAACCUCACGGGACACAGACCGUGUUUCUGUUACAGUAAAAAAAAAACCGUAGUAAUGCACAAGUAUAAGGCAAACUGUGCAUUAUAUCAUACGGGUUAUAUCCCAAGGUACAUUUUGACUGGAUGUGGGGAAGGUCAGGAAAUAAUGUUUAUCCAUGUGGGGAAACACACUUUAGUCUCACAAGAGAACAAACACAGACCUGGCCGUUACUACAAUAUUACCUGUUUUGUCUCAGAACUGCUGAAGACUCACACACUGCCGCAUUCGAGCUCCUUUCCACACCUUGUCGGAACAGCGUCGCGUUUCGUUGUGUCCGACCGACACUUGUGACCAGAACGAGUUUUGACACCUUUAUGCGUGUGCGUGUGUGUGUGUGUGUGUGUGUGUGUGUCUGUGUGUGUCUGUGUGUGUGUUUGUCUAUCUGUCUGCGUUUCUGCACCUUACAGGGGCUUGGAGCCUAAAACGUAUUGCCUUCUACAGUAGCUUCCUUCCACUUUUUAUAUGCAAGAUACUUUUUUGCACUUAAAAAAAGAAUUGAGGAUAAAUGACAACAUUUAGGCAGGCACAUCGGUUAAAUGGCCAGUUUAAAUAAGCACAUUUUAGAGCACAUAUUUGAAAGCGAGUAUUAAAACAAAUGCAGAGGAGCGCAUCCCAGUUUUCCCAUAAUCCUUUGGCUUCCCUUUUGCCACAAGACACCCAGCACAAGGACGAGGGCCCGAUGCCCGACAUGCCGAUGACACCGACUUCAGGCUCCUGGGCAGGAAAUACAAGAUGGCUCAGCAGCGCCACCAGUGGCCGGAAAGAGGAAGUGCUGGUUGUGUGCAGGAGUCACGCGGUCAGGGUGUUUCUCUCUAAGCAGCAUAUGGGGGGGGCUGUCGUUGGGGAUCAAGCCCAGGUGUUUGCGCACGUGUCCGGCUUCUUGCCGCGACAGCUUACGGCUCCGAGAGCUUCCUAAACACCGCGGCGUAUUUUUAGACGUGAGCCGCGCGCGAUUAUGAGGAAAACGGGGGACAGGACUCGUACCUGAAUCUAUCGCCGUGAGAGAAGACAAAUUGCGAUGGACAGUUAGUGACGUCGAGGACGCACCUCUUCUCUUGUGGAACCGUGCGACGAAUAAGAGCGAAGGACACAAAUCAGCGGGACCACCUAUUCGUAUCGUUGUGUGUGUGUGUGUGUGUGUGUGUGUGUGUGUGUGCAGGUGGCGUCGGUGUGGGUGUAGCGCGUCUUUUAUUGUUUUCAGCAGUUUCCUCGAUGACGACCUUGCCUCGAAAACGUGAACUGGGGCCGCGGUGACGCCGACCAUGGGACCGUUGUCCUUGCGGUCACCACAUUUGCCCUUAAAGGCCGUGACGAAGAGCGUGCACACACACACACACACACACACACACACACACACACACGCUCACGCUCACGCCCCCGUCGCGCGAGCCGGUCCCCUUCGUCCGUACCCAUGCGUGAGAGGAACGCUCGAACCCUUCCUUUCAUCCACCACGCCGCAGCGCAUGCUUCGGACACGUUCACACCGCGUUUCACCACAAAGCGUCUGGAACCGCGACUCGAGCGGCACCACGAAUGCCGCCAUUCGAACCGUGGGCCGCAGACGUCGCCGCACCGCUUCCGCUCCACCAGUCGCUCAUCUGGGAAGGCCUUCCUGUGGUCGGGGGCCCCUCGCGCCGGACCCUUUUGCCCGAGCGAGCGUUGGACGUUUUCAUUUCUUUUGCACCGCUAUCUUAAAGCGUGAAAAAGUGCCUGUUUGCACUUUGUGUACAUAUUGUAGCUCACACACCUCUGUCCUGGUGCAGCGCGACUUAGAGGUAGACUCUACCUGCCGUGAACUUCGGAAUCUUCUAGAAGACUAUUGCCUGUGCUUUUUCCUCCCCGAAGGAAAAUAGAAGAGCUAAUUAAUAUAUAUGUAUAUCGAUAUGUAUAUGUAUAUAUAAGAAUAUACUCUAUGAAAUUGUCCUUUUAAUUGCAUAGCUCAUAUUCAUCUUACAUAGGUGUUACGCGUCCCGUAUAACGGUGUCCAUCUUUUUUGUAUCUAAUGUGGACAUGUACAAAGUUUGUUCCGUGAAGAUGUGUCCCGUGUGCGGUCGUUGUCCUUGUGCUGUAAGCGUAGAGCCCAAAACAAGGGAACGAAACGCAGCUUUGCUGGGAGUCGCCCGAGCCGGGCCCGAGAAGCGCAACGGACUCUGUCCUCGGUCCCGGCGCCGGGAGAGCGUGGCGCAGACUGCGCUCUGAAUGGGACAGAAGGCGAAAGGGAAGGAGACGCUGGACGCUGGACGGCGAACGUGUCGUCGGGCCGUGAGGAACAACCGAAAACAAGCGGAGAGCGAAGCGCUCCUUUCCACGUGUUCCUUUAGCGGACGCCGUUCUGGCGAAAGAGGAGGCGGCUCGCGAACCCGUGCGCGUCGGCCUCGGGCGCGACCUCCCUCAAAUCUCUCCACGCUUUGUCACGUCGAGCUUCACCCGGAAGGAGACGGGCGCGGAGAGACCGCCGGACACCAGCUGGAGGAAACGUCUUCGUGCAUUUGGCUUUUUUCCUUUCCACGUAUUUUUUUUUUCUUUUUUUUAAAUGUUGACAUUUGAAAGAAAAAAGGGUUAUUAUAGGCACAAUAUUGUGCGGCGGGUCUCUUUUGUACUCUUCUGACUGUAUUUCUGAUGCAAUAAUCAUGUUUAGCGUUAAUAAAUCUUUCUCACUUCUGUUCUUCAGUGCUUUUCUAGCCUUUUUUUCUAGAACUCAGUCGUCGUAAGUUCCUUGUACUCUUGAUGUACGUCAACGGAGAGGGAGUGCGUGUGCGUGUGCGUGUGUGUGAGAAAGAUCACGUAUAUAUACACGCACACCCGGGGACAAUAUAUGAAACUGAUACAGUUCUUUUCUCUGCCGGACCCGUGGAAUAAAAAGAUGUUGAUUCAUAUCGAUCGAUCAAUGUUUUGUGUACAGAAAAUUACGGAAACUAAUAAAUGUCGAUUGCCGACUG
Molecule: messenger RNA, 6522 nt
Organism: Scleropages formosus (Asian bonytongue)
Lineage: Eukaryota; Metazoa; Chordata; Actinopteri; Osteoglossiformes; Osteoglossidae
Gene: slc1a2b
Product: solute carrier family 1 member 2b
Exons: 13
Coding region: 927-2645 (572 amino acids)
Biological process (GO): L-aspartate transmembrane transport; L-glutamate import across plasma membrane
Cellular component (GO): plasma membrane
Molecular function (GO): L-glutamate transmembrane transporter activity; neutral L-amino acid transmembrane transporter activity; glutamate:sodium symporter activity
Source: RefSeq, a predicted model, not a curated record